AUUUUUACUGGUUAUUUACCACUUAAUCUAGUAUUUAACAUGCCCCCUCAAACAUCCAUCAUCCAGUCCAUCUACGAUGAACGCAGCCACAACUACGACGCCUCCCACCACGGCGCCCUAGCAGAAGCAUACAUCCGCACCGCCGCCCCCCGCGAAGGCGAGUCUGUUCUUGACCUCGCCUGCGGCACAGGUCUUGUAUCCUUCCUCGCCGAACAAGCAGUUGGCAAAUCUGGCCUGGUCGUUGGAAUCGACAUCAGUCCUGGCAUGCUGGACGUGGCGCGUCACAAAGCCCAGCAGACCGGUUCGGAGGUCACUUUUCUCCAACAUGAUAUCUCUGAUUUAUCGGGUAUUGGGUUGGAGAGUCUUCUUCUGCGCGGAGAGGAGGGCUUCGAUCUGAUUACUUGUGCUGCGGCGUUGGUGUUGCUGCCUGAUCCUGGCAGGGCAGUUAGGGGUUGGAUGCGGUGGUUGAAACCUGGUGGGAGGAUCGUGACGGAUGUGGCGGCGAGGGAUGUUCAUGUUGUUAGUAGAAUUUUCAAAAAGAUUAGUGGUGAUUUGGGGGUGCAGCUUGUGUGGGAUGAGAGUUGGGUACAGGGGGAAUGGUCUUUGAGGGAGCUUCUGGAGGGCGCUGGGUUGGUUGUCAAGACAGUUUUCUUGACGGAGUCGUUUCAGGAUCGUGUUUAUCAUGUUGCUGAUGCGGAGGAUGUUUUUGAGAAGGCUGUUUCUAGUCCCAUGUUUCGAAAUUUUGGUGAUUUGAGGGUUAGGAGUGAGGCAAAGAGGUUGUUUGUCGAGAGGUUUGUUGUAGAAGCGGGUGCGAAGGGGGUGUUGGUCGAUGAGGCGAAGAUGUAUAUGGCUGUCGCGUAUAGGUCGUAG
This is a messenger RNA of Aspergillus piperis CBS 112811, 870 nucleotides long. RefSeq names its product class I SAM-dependent methyltransferase. Bases 40 to 870 code for a protein of 276 amino acids. Lineage: Eukaryota; Fungi; Ascomycota; Eurotiomycetes; Eurotiales; Aspergillaceae. The transcript has a single exon. The record is from RefSeq and is a predicted model, not a curated record.